Molecule: messenger RNA, 499 nt
Organism: Colletotrichum godetiae
Lineage: Eukaryota; Fungi; Ascomycota; Sordariomycetes; Glomerellales; Glomerellaceae
Exons: 2
Coding region: 109-378 (89 amino acids)
Cellular component (GO): mitochondrion; mitochondrial inner membrane; MICOS complex
Source: RefSeq, a predicted model, not a curated record
GACCUCGACAACAUCAUUGCGCAUCGAGUCAAUUGUGUAAGCACCGCCCCCCAGCUCUUCACUCGAUCCAUUGACGCUGACGACCAGCUCCACAGGGUAUCGACGACCAUGUCAGACACCUCCGUUCCCCCUCCCCCGAGCGCCGUCGCGCGCCCCGUCAGUGAGGCACUUCUCAACGAGAAGUGGGACCACUGCCUGUCCAACCUCCUCGUCAAGUCCACCCUCGGUCUUGGCUUCGGCGUCGUCUUCUCAGUCCUCAUUUUCAAGCGCAGAGCGUGGCCCGCCUUCGUCGGUGUUGGUUUCGGAGCCGGACGCGCAUACGAGGAGUGCAACUCCAGCCUGAAACAGGCCGCCAGAGAGAUCAGGAAGCAGGCAUAAGAUGCCACGACUGUCUAAUCGAUAAAUGACGCGAUCCGGAUCGGAAUACAGCUGUACAAACAUACUACGUCACACGCACGUGAAAGCUCGCUAGGGAGCCAGAAGCCGGCGGGCCCUUGUG